Malassezia vespertilionis is the source of this 1089-nucleotide messenger RNA. RefSeq names its product methionyl aminopeptidase. Bases 1 to 1089 code for a protein of 362 amino acids. The transcript is spliced from 3 exons. The record is from RefSeq and is a predicted model, not a curated record. NCBI's taxonomy places the organism in Eukaryota, Fungi, Basidiomycota, Malasseziomycetes, Malasseziales, Malasseziaceae.
AUGAGUGACGAGAGCUUUGACGCGAUCCUUACCAAGUACAAAACGGCCGGUGAUAUUGCCGCCAAGGCGCUGCAAAGUGUGGUUGCCGAGAUUACCGAGGGUAAGCAGGUGCUUCAAAUCAUCGAGCUUGGCGACAAGCUUAUUGAGGAGUCUACUGCCGCUGUGUACAAAGGCAAGAAAAUCGGCAAGGGUCUUGCUUUUCCCACCACCGUCUCUGUGAACAAUGUCGUCUGCAACUUUGCGCCGCUUCCCAGCGACCCGGCGUCCCAAACGGAGCUGAAGAAGGGCGACGUUGUCAAGAUUCAACUUGGUGCCCAUAUUGAUGGCUACCCUGCAAUUACUGCUGAGACCAUGGUUGUGGGUGCGUCCGAGCAGGAGCCUGUGACGGGUCGCACUGCAGAUGCCAUCAAGGCGGCGCACAUUGCUGGCGACGUUGCCAUUCGUCUUAUGAAGCCGGGCAUGCUUAAUAGCGAUAUCUCCAAGCAAGUGGAAGCGGCGCUGCGCGACUUUGACAUUCGCGGUCUUGACGGCAUUCAGUCGUACCUCUUUAGCAAGAACGACCUUUCUGGCAAGAAAAAGAUUGCGUUUAACGGCGACGCUUCCGCCCGCCCCGAUUCUUGCAAGCUCGAGGAGAACGAGGUGUAUGGUGUGGACAUUGUUGUUACUACCAGCGCCGACGGCAAAAGCAAGUCGGACGAUUCGCACACCUCGAUCUACUGCAAGACCAAUGCGACGUACUUGCUCAAGAUGGCCACUUCUCGCAAAGUAUUUUCUGAGAUCCAGAAAAAGGCCGGUGCAUUCCCUUUCAAUCUCCGUGCGUUGGAGGAUGAGAAGCGCGCACGCAUGGGCGUGCAAGAAUGUGCUAACCACGGUCUUUUGACACCGUUCCAGGUGCUGGUCGACGCCACAUCGUCUGCCAUUACCGCACAAGUAUUCUUUACCGUCGCAGUGAGCCCCAAGGGCGCAAUCCGUUUGACUCCUACGCCUACUUGGUACUCUCCCGGAAAGGUCAAGAACGACAAGCAGGUGGAGAAUGAAGAGAUCAAAACGCUGCUCGCCUCCUCGGUUCGCCAGACCAAGAAAAAGUAG